CCUGGCAUUGCUUCUCUCUUAACCCCCACACACUAUAAAUUAAACUAACUUCACUUAUUCUCAUCAAACAACUAACUCAAAAAUUGACUCUGCAAAAAGAGCAAAAAAGAAAUGGCAACAGAACUUGAAAUUACGGAGCUUAGAUUGGGAUUUCUUCCUACUUCGUUGGAUCAGAAAAAUGAGAAGAAAAGGGUGUUUUCGGAUAUCGAGAGUGACAGAAGUAGCAGCAAUGCUAACGAUGAUGCUGAUGAUGUUAAGUGUAGAAACAAGAACCAAGUUGUUGGGUGGCCACCUGUUUGUGCUUACCGGAGAAAGAAUAAUAAUCUUGAAGGAUCGAAGAAGUACGUGAAAGUUGGCAUGGAUGGUGCUCCUUUUCUUAGAAAAGUUGAUUUGAGCAAUCACAAGGAAUACGAUGAAUUGGUUAUGAAUCUUGGAAAGCUUUUCGGGUGCUAUGGCAUUUGCGAAGCAAUGAAGGAUGCAGACAAUUCAGAGUACAUUCCGAUAUACGAGGACAAAGAUGGAGACUGGAUGCUUGUUGGUGACGUUCCUUGGCAUUUCCGAUCUUAUUCAGAAGCAGAUUUCUUCGUACUCCGCAUACGUAACUGAGAUGUUUAGUGAAUCAUGCAAGAGGCUAAGGAUAAUGAAGAGAUCGGAUGCAAAAGUGAUAGGGCUUCGAACAAAAGACUUUCUCAAGGGAAUGUCCAAAGAGAAAUGAGGCCAUCGCUUGAUUAGUGAGAAAUAGAGUGAUUGACCACUGGGUUAGUGGCCUCUCAUAUCAUCAAUUAUGUUAAUGUUAUAUGUUUAAUUGUAUCUUAAUCUGCAUCAUAAUGUAGAUGUAAUUUUAGGUGUUAAGUAAGACAUAAUUAUAUUAUUUCCUCUUCUAGCAACUUCUUACGUGA
Molecule: messenger RNA, 899 nt
Organism: Lycium ferocissimum
Lineage: Eukaryota; Viridiplantae; Streptophyta; Magnoliopsida; Solanales; Solanaceae
Product: auxin-induced protein AUX22-like
Exons: 4
Coding region: 112-606 (164 amino acids)
Biological process (GO): regulation of DNA-templated transcription
Cellular component (GO): nucleus
Molecular function (GO): protein binding
Source: RefSeq, a predicted model, not a curated record